Messenger RNA from Erpetoichthys calabaricus (reedfish), 3281 nucleotides. RefSeq lists its product as uncharacterized. Lineage: Eukaryota; Metazoa; Chordata; Cladistia; Polypteriformes; Polypteridae. The record is from RefSeq and is a predicted model, not a curated record. The transcript is spliced from 9 exons. The coding region runs from base 498 to 3281 and encodes 927 amino acids.
ACCUUCAUUAUUCCAGACCCAAUAUGAGGCUGAACCACAACUCCUAGGGCUACCAACAUCAGUAGAAACAGGUUUUUCAGCAUAAUUUCACAUCUGAAGACCAAAAGAUGAAUUUAUAUGUUUAUUAUUUUGGUCAUGUUCUGACCAUGUUCAACUAAUAAAGUUCUUUUGUUCAUGUUCCACUAACAAUAUCAAAAGAACAAAAUCAUUAAUUUCAAACUCUGAGGAGGGUAAGCGUUAUUAUAUUGUUUUGCAUGUUCAAGUGUUCUAGUGCUUUAUCUGCUCAUGUAAGCUGUGGACAUCCACAAGACGUGUUGUAAUGAGGGUACAGCAUGCUGGAUUUUCUUAUCAUAUUUACUUGAGCAGACAACGCAUGAGGCAGCUUACAUCAACAAUUUUCAAACAUUUUUUUCAACUUUAAUAACGGCUGUUUUGUUAUUUUUUUGGUUUCCUCCCAGGUGAUUCCAGUCCAUGUGUGACUGUAUCUAAACCACCUGAUGAAGUACCUAGCUUUUGUGCAUUCAGUACUGUUAGAUGAUCCAGUUGUAAAGCAACCAGUGCCCAUUCCUCCAGAGCUGCUGUGUCUUGUUCAGGAGCUAGCUGCAACUCAGCUUGAUGUGUUGUCAACAUCAAGGACAAUACAUUCUACAACUGCCACUAUGUCUACUACUCCAUUAAGGCACCAGUCCAAAACAACUGUAUCUUCAGUGUCCCAACAGUCUUCACCUCUCUUGCAAACAACAGGACAAGCUGCAUCACAACAGGCGAUACCCAGGGCUCAGAGGUCUUCUGCCCCUCUGCAGUAUCCUGGGUACGAUCAUGAUAUUAGCCAUUGGAACUGUUCCCAGCAACAGAAGGUCUGGAUGAAAACAGAGCUGGAAUCGAUGGGGCUGUGGCCUGGCUCCCUCCCUGUUCGCCACCCAAUGAAGAUGGUUUCUUUGUGGCGUAUCCCACCUCAGCCUGAAUUGAUAGACUGCACUUUUGAGUUCCCAUUGCCCAAGUACUUUCAGCUUCACCCCUUUUUCAUCUGGAAGCCUGAAAAUGACAACUUGAUGGGCAGGCUGAGGAACAACUAUGCUCUGCCAUGUCUUCAGGGUUGUUCACAACCACAUAUUGUAUCGGCAGGUGUGGGCAGGCCUCGUGUGGUUGUUGGCAUCAAUGGACAAUACUACUUGUUUGCAUCAAGACUCUCCUGCAGGGCAUGUAAAAAACGCUGGUAUGCUGACAAUCUACAGUGGUUAGAAAAACUUCCACAGAGAUUCACCAACACUUUGCCUGCCAUCAUAACAUAUAAGAAGGCCAUCUGCAAAACUGUGAUGGAUGAACUAAGGAGAGCAGGAAAGUCACCUAAUGAUAUGGCUAACCAGGUAAUGGAAAUGAUGCACCUUAAGUACGAGCGGGCUCACCUGGCCUACCUCCUUAGCAGUCAGAAUAUCAUGGAUGCUGAGAGAAGCCUGUAUGGUCAGAGAACAUUCAGUGAGUUUCUCAGAGGGGACAACCAACCAGUUCCUUUUGGUGGAUAUGAGGACUCUGAUGGUUGGUGUGGAGUAUCCGUCUCUUCCUAUUACCUAACAGACUGCCUUUUAUAUGAAUACAAAAGGCAAGAGCCUGCCAUAAAAAAGCUCCUCCAAGGCACCUUUGGCCAAGCCUUACGCUCAGACCACACCAGGAAAGUCGCCAGAAAGAUUGCAUCCAGAACCAUGUCCUCUUACGCAGUGAUGAACGAGAACUGGAUGAUCCUCUCCUGGAUAAUGCUACAGUCUGAGACAGAUAAGUCUUUGGAGCCCACGUACCAGGGUUUGGCUAACCGGUACAGAAUUGCUGAGGUUGACAAGGCUAACUUCCAGUGGGUAGACCGGGACUGCUGUUCAGCCUUCAGAGUUGCAGAAUCGCUGCAAGUGGAGCAUCUUGACUGGAAUGCCUGGAAAACAACUGAUUCUGUUGUAGCCCAAGCCAUACAUGGCUAUCAACUGAACAGAUGUGCAUCGAGAACAAUGUACAACAGAAACAUUGCCAUCAAACUGGAUCUGUUCUACUGUAUGAGGCAAAUUCUUCGAGAGUGUGUCUCUAAGCAUCAUGGCCUUUACAGCUCUUUUUGCCAGUUCCUCUCUGCUGCAUUUUCCGUUGUGGAUCAGGAAGACCUGCAGCGACUCAAGGAUGCCUACGCAUUCUGUGGAAUUCAUCCAGCAAAUCCCACCAAGCAACAUAUCCGUGAGCAUUGUAGGACAAAGAUACCACAGUCAGAUGAGCUGGUGAAAAGGGUUGAGGAAGUGUUCCAGCGUUUUUACCUAGCAAAGGAUCCAAAUGAUGUAUACCUGUUCAAGCCAUCUAUGCUAAAGUCUUGGAGAAUUCAGCGGGUGCACAUCCUUCGGGGCUGCCUGAGUGAUCCCGAGCUUCCAGGUGGCAUACUCUACAGGUAUGGUGGGACUGUGCAGUUGAACCAUGUUCAGGGUGAGGGGGCCAAAGUUCCUGUCUGGAUCCCCAUCAGAGGAACAUCUCAGCAGGAGGGCUACCAUUUCCACCAGUCUCAAUGGGUCACUGGAACACAAGUAUCCUCAGAGUUAUUCCAAGCUCAAGGAAUGACAGGUGUUGCUCGGUGGAAUUACCAGCGCUUGGUGGACCUGCAGCAGCCCGGUGUUCUCCUACCAGGUGUUUUUGACCCAGCACUAAUUUCAGAGCUGAAUGCAGCUUCCAAAAGAGUAACUGGGGAAGAAAAAUAUCCUGCCCUUCAUUUUUCUGACAGAGACACAAGAGAGAAAUUUGGUCUUGAAUAUAUAGAGCCAGGAUAUCGGCCUGUUCUUCUUGACUGGGAUAAACACAAGAAGAAAACGGAGUCCUUUGUCCUCUUUGAGACAGCCAAUGAGGGCAGCUCUACCACUGUCCAGGCACUUCCUUCACCACCAGCUUCCACUGGGCCAUCUGUCCUGUUCCAGUUUCCUUCAGUUGCUGACAUAAAAGUGGAAGUGUCACUAUGCAGAGAUGCUGAUAUUGUUCCCGAAACAGAACCACCCAACACACCAUCUCUGUCUUUGUUGUCAUUACCAGCAAGUGUUCGCACUGGACAAGUGAAAACUGGUGGAAGGGUGUUUGUCCUUGACCAAAGAUGCUGGACAUCCCAGAUGAAGGAAGCCAUUGACAACCUUAUCGAUAAGUAUCAUGGCCAGAAAGACCUGCUGAAACUUGUGGACCACAAUUAUGCUGCCAUGGUGCAGAAGUCUUUGGAUGGAAUUAAACUUUCAGAACUCAAUGAAUAUCACGAUUUUGUCUGCGUUGGAUUCUGA